Molecule: messenger RNA, 2219 nt
Organism: Balaenoptera acutorostrata (minke whale)
Lineage: Eukaryota; Metazoa; Chordata; Mammalia; Artiodactyla; Balaenopteridae
Gene: RPP25L
Product: ribonuclease P/MRP subunit p25 like
Exons: 2
Coding region: 1435-1926 (163 amino acids)
Biological process (GO): tRNA 5'-leader removal
Cellular component (GO): ribonuclease MRP complex
Molecular function (GO): RNA binding
Source: RefSeq, a predicted model, not a curated record
UCAUUUGCUUGAUGUGAGUGGAACAUUCGUUUAUGUAUGCAUUUAUCCCGCAUUUACCAAGUACACUCUAAAUGUCAGAUGCCAUACCAGGUGGGGAGGACACAGGUAGGGUCCACCUGAUUCCUGCCCUGUACAGGCUAGCUGGGGAGACAGUCAAGGAAAAGGGGAGGGACAGGUGGUACCAGGGUUCUUUGGGGGCACAGAAGAAAAAGGGAUGUGGGAAGCAGCCCUGGAGGGUGACAUGCAGGGUCUUUGAGAGCCAAGGGAGCAGCAUGUGCAAAUGCAGAGGGGAGCCUUUAAAUUUCUCUCUUGGGAGCCUACUUGGUGCUAUUAGCCGAGAAGGGGAGACUAAAAGAGGUUUGGAUGCAGGGGGCUUUUGGGGGUGGGCCGUGGGGGGCGGUGGUAUGGUUGGAAAGGAGAGCAUGUUAAAGAGCAGAGAAACUGAUGGUCCCUCACUCCACCAAGUGUUUGCUGCCCCCGUGUGGUCUCAGGGCCUGCCGUGGCUCCAGGCCCCUUUCCAUCUGGCCUGCCCACCGGCCCACCGGCGCGGUCUCAUUGGCAUCUCAAACUCAGCACGUCUGAAACUGGGAGUCAUCCUAGACUCUUCCCUCCUUCUUCGUCCGAACAGUCGUCAAAUCUACCUCCUGGUACCGUCCAACUUAAUCUACUUUUCCCCAUUCCCACUGCUGUUUCUCUGGUUCAUUCUUUCAACAAAUGAUUUAUAACAAAUAUUUGAGCGCUUAUUAUACGCGGAGCAACGUACGAAUCUCCGUGGACAUGCCCCCGGGACUUUGCGGGCAGGAGUCACCAGCGGUUGCGGCCCGCCCCCGCCCGUGCUGCAGCCACAGUGCGCUGUGCACACGAACUGGUUUGACUUGCGCCUGAUGAAAACCCCCCCGUGGUUCGCCAGUGCCCACGGGGUGAGGUCCAAGCUCAGAACUCGCUGGUCAAGGCUCUCGCCCUCGCAGCAGCGGCCACUUCAAACGGCACCUCUUGCUCUUGUCCAAAGCGAAAGCCGCUGCUCCGCCUUUGCUGCUUCGGUGUGCUCAACGGGUAACGCCCGCCCUGUCAUCUUCUAAGGGCCAAAGCCUCCGCAUCCUUCGGACGCGGGACUCCUCCAACGGCCGCUCCUCUCCUCCGCAGGGCUCUCUCCGCCCCAACAGGAGUGCUCCUCGCCCGGGGCUGAACAGCUGAGACAGCCCGCGCGCUCCGGGUCUGCGCGUCGGGCCCAGCUCACUCUCCGGCGUCCCCCCACCUCUCGGUUUGCGGGUGGAGGCGCUGGGGGUCCCCGCCCCCUCAGGCCCCGCCCCGUCCGGCGUGCGCGGCCUCGCGGCCUCGGCGCGCUCCCGGGCGGCACCAUCUUGGCUUCGGAUCGAGCUUGAGGAGUGUUCUGCCGUGGUGUGGGUAGCAGGACUCAGACACGACAGCAGCCGGAUGGAGCACUACCGGAAAGCUGGCUCUGUGGAACUGCCAGCACCUUCCCCGAUGCCCCAGCUACCGCCUGAUACCCUGGAGAUGCGGGUCCGAGAUGGCAGCAAAAUCCGCAACCUGCUGGGCCUGGCGCUGGGGCGGUUGGAGGGCGGCAGUGCUCGGCAUGUGGUGUUCUCAGGUUCUGGCCGGGCUGCAGGCAAGGCUGUCAGCUGUGCUGAGAUUGUCAAGCGGCGGGUGCCAGGCCUGCACCAGCUUACCAAGCUGCGCUUCCUACAGACCGAGGACAGCUGGGUGCCAGCCUCACCCGACGCAGGCCUAGAUCCCCUCACGGUACGCCGCCAUGUGCCUGCGGUAUGGGUACUGCUCAGCCGAGAUCCACUGGACCCCAAUGAGUGUGGCUACCAGCCCCCAGGGGCACCCCCUGGCUUGGGCCCCACACCUACCUCCAGCUCUGGCCCCCGACCCCGAAGAAGGGCUCGAGACACCCGGUUUUGAAGACUUGCUGGCAAGCUGUUCUCCAGGCCUGAAUGUCUAGGAUGGCUGGGCCUUCUUUGAGAAGCCUCUGUAACUGCUCAACACCCCCAACAAGACUUGAGUCUACAGAAGUGGGCCUCCCUGGCCUGCUUCCACUUCCCUCUGGCUUGUGGAAAGGGACUGCUAUGAAGAGUGACAGGUGUGGAGUCUCUGCCGGGUUCUGGAUUGCCUUCUACCUACAGUGCCUCUGAUCUACUUCCUGACAGAGGUCAAAGGAGUGGGUUAGGAAAUAAAGGUUCUGCCCAUUCGUCUGA